Molecule: messenger RNA, 4680 nt
Organism: Symbiodinium sp. CCMP2592
Lineage: Eukaryota; Dinophyceae; Suessiales; Symbiodiniaceae
Source: the annotation of a GenBank genome assembly
AUGAUUGCCAGAGACGAUUGGAAAGGGCCAACUAAGCACUUUGCUAAGAGCGAGGUAGUUGCAGGCUAUGUGCGUGAGGUCUUCAAGAGGCUAGCAACGCCGAAGUUUGAGGAUGGGGCCUAUCGCCUCAACUUGCAGAGGUACCUCUUGGUGGAAGGGGCCCAAGGCUUCUUCACGGGGCAUAGCCCACGCAAUUGGCUCACUUCAGCAGCCGCGGUGUUGGGAUGGUCUAAGGAUCAGAGGGAUUUCUUGGGUCGUUGGAUGAUCGGUGGUUCGGGUUCUGCCGACUACACGCGCACUGCAAGGGAGGUUGUGCAUCGCAUACAGAUUGGAGUCUGCGAAGCAAUUGUCACCGGCAAGGGUGGCGAGUAUCAAGAGAGUGAAGCUCUCGAAGAGCUAAAAGCCUUUGUGGACGAACGUGGAGGUUCAGGUGCAUUGGCAAGGCGGCGGCAUGAUCUACUUAGGACUGUGGAAGGCGUACGCUGCUUGGGCAGCAAGUGGCCUGCCAUUGAACAGGACGAUGCAGAUGCCAGCGAAGAGGAGGAGGCACCGGAAGCGAUGAACGUUGAGGGUAGUGCCACAAAGUACUUCAUUAGCAUCAGUCGUAAGACGGGCCAUCGCAGGCUGCACUUGAAUGGGCCGUGCCAUGUUAAGCCACAUCAUUGCAAUAGGGUCGAGUUUGUCGAGCGUGUCGCAUUGGAUCAGAUCGACAGCAUUUGUCGUGAUUGCAAGCAUCGUAUGAGGGAAGAUCAAGGUGCCGAGGACGAUCAGGACACAAGUAGCGAGAGCGGGUCCACAAGUGACUCGAGCAGCGAAGAGGGGCAGCUUCGCAGGACCGUCGGCAUGUACGUGAUUGUGAGUGAUCCACGAUUUUCAGUGUCAGCGGAUCAAAGAGCAGAAGUGGCAAAGAUGGAUUCCGACUUGCAGUAUGUGCUUCAGGAAGCCAGCGCGUCACUGGCCACGCAAUAUCAGGUUGCGCGGCUCCAUCAGAGUCGAAGGCGAUUCCAGGCGAUCGCCGAUAACCGCGAAGGUGCCCGGACAGCUGCACGUGAUUUCGGGAUUAAUCCUGAUACACCGGCGGGCCGUGUUGAGGUGGCAGCUAUAGUGGCUGCGUGGGAACUUGCCAAGGAGUAUGCCAGUAAAGAAAUCGAGCUACGUGCAGAGGCGAAAGUUCUAGGCCAUAAGAGAAUCUUGCAAGUGCAGGAACGCCAAGCUAUGCUGAAGGCAGUGACGGAUGCAUACGGGAAGAUGAAUGAAAGCGAGACGCCAAGUGCAGAGUACUUGGCAACAAAGGCCGAGGAGUGCGAGAGCAAUGAGCCUCUCGCAAGUUCGCUUGAUCGCAUCUCUUCAAAGAAGGAUUCGCAGGUGGAGAGCCUCCAGACUAGCAUUGAUCCCACCGGGCAUGUUCGGGUGACAAAGACGAUGCAGAAGUUGGAAAUGCCACAUCACUCAGAGGGCUAUAGACGCUUGAUGAAGGUCGAGGCACAUGCAUGGCUCUGCAUGAGUGCACGGUUUAAGGCAAAGGCUUGGUUGCAAGGGCUUCGGCUUGAUGAUUUCACUAAGUUUGUUGAGUACAUCUUGGGGGAUCGUGUUGGCAACUUGAAGUUGCCCACUGCUUCAGGGCAAGAGACGCAGUUCAACAGGCCUCCAUGGAAUAUCGUCUUGAGUUAUGAAUAUAAGUUGAGGGUUGAAGCUUUCAAGAUGAUCCUGGAGGGAACCGCCACCAUGGCAGAGGCACUUCGGGCAGUGCGUGAGGAUCCAUCGCUGAAAGAGGCUUACUUUACAACACCUCUGGCAUUGCACACAGCUGGUACGCCUACCAAGUUUCGGAAGGGCAACAGCAAAGGAAAGGAUAAGCAGCAAGGGCAAGAGAUUCCACCGCCGCCAGCGCCGCAUCAGAACGGGUGUUUCGGCGAGCACCCGGCCUCGCAGCACGAAGCCGCGACAGCGGGCCAACCUGUGGCAUCAAGGGUGGUUCAUGUCUUUGCAGAUCCUGCUGAGCGCUUUGAUUGGGCACCGCAUCUCAGCAAUAGCAUGUCGCAGCCAGAAUUCGCUGGCAAUUUCUUCAUGUGGGAAGCGCCGGAACACUUCGGCCGCACCGCCGAUGGCAUUGUGCCGAGCUCCAUUUGGGUUUGGCCCUUGACAGGGUUGCCGGUGCUGGAUGCGGAUCACCGCUACGUUGGGCCGCUGCCCGCGUCGUGCCCACAUGGGGGAGCCGCCCAGGGAAUCGACUUCACCUGCACCGGGCAGGGCUUUCGCUACGGGGGCGCUUACUGUAAGGGUGGCUUAGUCGGUUUGAGGCAUCAUUCAACUGCGAUGCCUAUGUCGACGCGGGUUCUAACGAAGUACUUGCAGCAGGUUGCACCUGGCUUUCAAGCAUCCGCUAUCGCGAUCUUCGAUGAUGUCAGGACGGGUGUCCACCGUGAUGCUCGGAAUGCACACUAUCCGAACAUGGUAGUGCCGUUAUCCGACUUUGAAGGUGGCCAGAUCUGGCUGGAACAGCAAGGAGGCGACGUUUGGGAGACAACGCCAGAAGGGCAGAGACCGGGUGUCCUCUUGGAGGUUUGUAAGGGUCCUGUAAGCUUCGAUGCCUGGCGGUCGUACCACGCUACGCGGGCGUGGAAGGGCCGUCGGGUGGUGAUGGUAGCAUACAUGACCGACAAGCUUGGCAAUGUUGAGGCUUCCGACUUAGUUCACCUUAAGGCAUUGGGCUUUGAGUUACCACUUGACUUGGACGCAUCGAAUGGGGAGACUUCCGAAGCUCUGGGUACCGCCGAGGGCCCAAGCACACAAGACACAGCACCACCCGUGCCGUUCAGACCAGAGGCGUGCGGGAACCGAGGCAACCCCAUUCGCGUUGAGUGGGAAGGUCAGGAGGCUGACAUGACAGAUGGGUUCGGGUUGUGUUCUCCCUCGCGAUGGAGGCCGAUGGAUCGGGGGCAUCGCCUUGGCCCAGCGGCUACUGCACAUGCACAAUCCAUGUACCGGAUGCUUACGAGCUUCAUCGCCGAGCAUGUACCUGAUCCCCGGCGCUUCUGCUUGAGCCUACUUUCAGGAAAGAUCGAAUCCUCUCCAUUCGCUGGGGAGAAGUUGGAAGCCCUGCGUAAACAGUGGGCCAAGGUGCUGGGUGCAGAAGACAGUCCCGACGUGCUUGAGAUCCCGGAUGCGCAGCCCUUCUUGCUCAGGGCCUUGUCACUUUCGGCCGAAAGACUCGAGGAUCCAGACUGGGAGAUUUUAACGGAGGGAGUUGACUGUUUCUGUACCGGGGUCCCCUUAGGUCUUAAUUGCGACAUACCACACUUGCCGCAGGUGUAUGAAAGGAAGUGCCAGUGGCGUAAACUUGAUGAGUCAGAGUUGGAUUUUGACCGGGAAAAUUAUAAGAGUGCCGAGUUGAGCUCCGCCGGGCUCCUCGAAAAGUUUCGUGCAGAGGAAAAACUUGGACGGAUGAAACCGACAACGCUCGGAGCCUUGCGCGAGGAGUACAGUGAUGACAUGAUCCGCGUGGCCUCAAUGGGGGCAAUCCUCAAACCCGAUGGCAGUGUGCGGCCAUUACAUGAUGGAACGCACGGUGUCAAUGUCAACAACCAGAUACGCUUGGUGAAUCAGUUAGCGGUUCCAGGUCCGGCAGAAAUGUCAUUUUCAGUUCGGCAAUCAGGUGCUAUGCAAGAGACUCCCUUGGCCGCAACCGCGGACGUGAGUGCUGCACACAGGUUGGUCUUGCAUCGGAAGAGAUACGAGCUUGACUAUGGCGCCAGACUGGUGGGACUUAGCGAAGCCCGAGGUGCCUGGGUGUGCAACUGGGUCGAUGAGGCACGGAAGGCGCGCUUCGUCGUCUCUGUCAGGAAGUUUGCAGAGUUUCUCGGGAGACUUGGGUUCGUGUCUAGGGUUGUGUACUGGAUCAAACCACAUUUGGCCCCCUUGUAUGCUUGGUCAGCUGCGGCUUCGAAGAGCCAUGUUGCAAAAAUGCCGGACACGGUUAUUCUGACUUUGCUCUACUUGGAGGCAACGCUUAAAGACAUCAACUUCAAGGUCACACCGGGCCAACAACAGGAAGAGAAAGGGCAUCUCUUUCACACGGACGCGAAAUGCGAUGAUGGUUAUGUUGUCCUAGGAGGUUGGGACUCUAGCCAGGACCUUUCGGUCGCGUCUUGGUUCUCCAUAGUGGUGAAGCCUGCGGAUGCUCCGUACCUUUUCGACUCAGCGGGAAAAUCACAAUGGGCGUCAGCAUCAGCCGAACUUUUAGCAACAUUAGCUGCUUUGUGGUUCUUCGGACACCUUAAAGAGAGUAGUUCGCAGAGGCGACUCCCCGUCGCCAUUGCCGGGGCCACUGACAAUCAGAGUAACGAGAAGCUUCUUAAGAAACAGUCCACUACCAAGUGGCCGCUCAUGCUCAUCAACAUGCAGCUCUCACAUCUCCUAAGAAAGGCUUGUCUGAGGCUCAGCUUGACUUGGAAACCACGUGACGAAAAUAAGUUGGCAGAUGCUCUGACAAAUCAGGAUUUCAGCUCUUUCAGUUCCGAACACCGUUUGGAUGUCAGUUUCAGCGAGCUACCACUUGAGCUCUUGAAUCAGUUGUGGUUGUCGAAGUCCGACUUCGAUGCGUCUCGUAAGGCGCUGCAGUCUGCAAGUAAUUUUCUGCCUCAUGUCCCGAAGAGGAAGCGCGAAGGCACACCCUGGUGA